This is a messenger RNA of Fusarium musae, 5427 nucleotides long. RefSeq lists its product as uncharacterized. The record is from RefSeq and is a predicted model, not a curated record. NCBI's taxonomy places the organism in Eukaryota, Fungi, Ascomycota, Sordariomycetes, Hypocreales, Nectriaceae. The transcript has a single exon. The coding region runs from base 1 to 5427 and encodes 1808 amino acids.
AUGACUCACUCUCUGAGCUGGCGAGCCCUCGUGGCUAUCACCCUGACGGUUUCAGCUUCUGCAUAUCCCCAUCAAACAUACCCAAACCUCGUCCCACGUGCCGGAUGUCCCAUCCCUGAUAUCUGCACCUGGGGAAGUUGCACCAACACCACUAUUGGUCUUGAUCCUCGAAACUGUGGAAAGUUCGGUAACUCCUGUGAGCCCUCAGAGAUCUGCGUUGCCGGUCUGUGUCUCCCGCUUGAGCUCGGUACAGAUGACUGUCCUACCGCAUGCAAGCCUGGUCAACUGUGCACCAACGGCGAAUGUGUCUCCAUUGAGAUCGCAGUCGAUCCUAUCCACUGUGGAGUAGAGUCCUGUGAUGCUUCAUCUCUUUGUAUCAACCAACAAUGCCAAAAGCUCGAUAUCGGCUCGGAUCCCGCAUCCUGCGGCCCUUCCAAUAGUAAAUGCGAUGUUGGAAGCUGGUGUCUCUAUGAUACCUGCGUUCCCUUUAUCCUCGGUACCGACGUUCAAGCCUGCGAUGAGAGAACUUCAUGCUCUCUCGGUACAUCUUGCCAGGACGGAUACUGUCGACAGAUAUUCCUUUCCACCGACAUAAACAACUGCGGAGAAGAUUCCCAGGCCUGCACUGCUGGGCAAGUGUGUGUGUCUGGGCAAUGCCAGUCCCUUGACGACGAAAACGCAGACCAGAACUGCGAUACACCCUGCGAGCCUGGCUCAUGGUGCCUCGGUGGUGAAUGCGUACCGAUUAGUAUCUCUACAGAUACUUCUCAGUGCGGCAGUAGCGCCGAACCAUGUGACAAGGGACAAGUCUGCGUCUCUGGGCAGUGCAUUAGCGACGUGGUUCACAAGGAAAGCAUCCCUAGAGCAGCUUGUAGUCCUUCUACACGUCUAGGAGGAUUUGUCUUCGGGCCAGGGGGAUCUACAGAUCAGAACAACAAUGAAGGCGGUCGGGAAGGUUCUCCCAACGACGCCACUUCGGGGCAGGGCGGAAAUCAACAAGGAGGAGACUCUACCUCGAACAGCAACGGUUCUGGCAGCUCUCCUGGUGACGCUUCAGGUGGAGGUGGUCAAAAUCAAGGUGGCCAGAACCAAGGUGGCCAGAACCAAGGUGGCCAAGGCGGUUACCCGGGCGGCUUCCCAGGCUCACGUCCUGGUUCCAGCUCUGGCUCUGGUAACAACCAGGGUGGCCCCAACAACAUUGGCCCUGGCCGUCCAGGCCCAGGCGAGGAUGGUAACGGAUUUCCAUCUUCUGCAUGCGAGCCAGAGUGCGCAUCAAACUUCAUCUGUGUUAGCGGAGAAUGCCUUUCGGUUUCGGACCCCUUAUCCUGCGGACCAUCCAGCACCCUUAACCGGCUCUUCCAUCGCCAGAACGAUGUUUGUCCACCAGGCUACGCCUGCAUCGACGACCGCUGUGUGCGGGUAGAUGGGCCUAUUAGCUGCGGUGGCUCUAUCUGCCCUGCCAACUAUGCCUGCAUCCAGGAAUCGUGUGUCCCUCUUGGAGAUCCCACCGACUGCGGUGGUGAGACGUGUGCCAGUGAUGAGAUCUGCUUGGGUAACACAUGUGUAUCAAACCCAGCACUGGCCAGCUGUGUUGAUGUCGUUUGCCCUCCCGGACAGGUAUGCCAGAACGGAGACUGUGUUGUCAUUGGCUCUCCUGGUGCAAAUGGCAAUCCUCAGGGUAAUGGUGGUAGACCAGGCGGUGAUGGUGGUUCAUCCGGCGGAGGCUCUGGUAAUGGCGGCUCCAAUGGAGGUAACGGUGGAGGUAACAGCGGAUCCGGUGGUGGUUCCAACGGCAACAAUGGAGGUUCCAAUGGGGGAGGCAACGGUGCCUCUCCUGGCGAUGGCUCAGGCAAUGGAGGCAACGGAAAUGGAGGCAACGGAAACGGAGGCUCCGGUGGCGGUGGUAAUGGCAAUGGAAGCUCCGGUACUGGCGGUAGUGGCACUGGAGGCACAGGUGGUGGCUCCAACGGCGGAUCACCAGGCGGCAAUGGUGGUUCUCCUGGAGGUGGCUCUGGUAACGGGCCAGACAGCGGCAACCCGGAAGGAAACGGUGGCCGGCCUGGCCCUGAUCUUGGUGGUGAUGGCUCUUCUACUGGCAACGGUGGUGGAGAUGGUGGCGCAGCUGUAACUUCACCACCCGCAGGUACUGCUACCCGCUCGGGAGCUGGAAAUCUUCCAGUUUCGACAGCAUCCAGUGCUGAUGCCAGCGAUGACGCCCCGAUUGUCAACCCUGGCCCCGGUACGACUGGUACCGAUGGGCUCUCAGCUUCAACCACUAGCAUUCGAGGUCGUCCCGAUGGCAAUGGUGGCUCGACUGGCUCAGGUGAUGGUGGCGGCGAUUCUCCUACCGAGACUGACGCUGCUACGUCUGAUGCAGGACCUAUCGUCGGCCCUGGAUCUGACUCGACAGGCCUUUCGGGUGCCAGCACGAGAGUGACGGGUGGUGCAGAAGGUGGCGGAGGCUCUGAGAUCACGCUCAGCGGAUCUGCUUUACCCACUGACACUGGCGGGGAGUCUCCUACCGACGGCGGUAGCUCGGCAGCUGGAGGUGCUGGUACCGAUACGACAGACAUUGCCAACCCUGGUGCGCCUACCACUGACGGAAGUGGUAUUUCAGCCUCUGAGACUGGUGCCACUCGUACCGGUGUUGAUGGACAGACAGAGACAGCCUCCACUACUCAAGACGCAACUGCAGAGCCAACUGAAACGACACCAUGCUCCACAGACGAUGAUUGUCUUCUCAAUGUCGCUCUCUGUGUUUUCAACGGCCUCAACAUUUGUACUUGCGUCGAUGGAGUCUGCACGCAGCAGCCCGGAGGUCCAGAAGGAUCAGGUGUCACCGGCUCCGACAUUGGAACUGCAACUACUGGCAACGGAGAGCCGACUGAUAGUGCUGGGUCUACAGUGACUGAUGGUACUGGAGAGACUGCUACUACAACGGGAGACCCAGCGGCCACAUCGACAGUAUCGUGUUCGACAGAUGAUGACUGUCUAGCCAAUGCUGUCUUUUGCUCAGAUGGUUUACUCAAUCUAUGCAUCUGCGUUGACGCCAUUUGUAUUCUCGACCCUGCUUUGGCUUCGACCACUGAUGCCAACAACGGACAGACGACCACCGUCCAGGAUGCUACCACCACCGAUGGAGAAGCAGCCGCUACAUCAUCAGCCGUUGCUUGUGAUACAGACGCUGACUGUUUGGCUGACCUCGGCCUCUGUGUCGACGGUUUGGUUAACCUUUGUAUCUGUGUAGAUGCCAUCUGCAUUGUCGAUCCAGCGUUAGCCACGACAUCUGGUCUUGACAGUGGACAGACAACUACAGACGCUGGUGCUACGACCACAGAGGAAGCAGCAGCAGCGACAUCGUCAGCAGUUGCCUGUACUUCAGAUGAUGACUGCUUGGUUGACGUUGAUCUUUGUGUAGAUGGUCUACUCAAUCUAUGCGUUUGCGUAGAUGCUGUCUGCAUCCUUGAUCCAGCAUUAGCCACUACCACUGCCGAUGCUACAGUCACAGCGACAGAGCCAGCUCCAACAGAUACCACUGCAGUUGCUUGCACCACAGCCGAUGACUGCACUGUCAAUGUUGACCUCUGUAUCAUCGGAGGGCUCAACCUUUGUGUCUGCCUCAACGGAGUCUGCGUUGCUGAUCCAGACGGUCAGGAAACGACCGCUGCGAACCCUACUGCGACGAACACUGGUCCAGGAGCUACUUCUACCGCAGUAGCUUGCUCUACUGCUGACGAUUGUGCUGUCGAUGCGGAUCUGUGUCUCGACGGGUUGAUCAACCUUUGUGUCUGUCUCAAUGCCGUCUGCGUUAAUCCUGGGGGAGGCAACGAUCAGACAACUACGGAGACUGGCGCUGGCGGAGGACCUACUACAGCGCCAGUGGCUUGUUCUACAGCUGAUGACUGUCUUGCUGAUGCGGAUCUCUGCUUGGACGGUCUGCUGAACCUCUGUGUUUGCCUCAACGCUGUUUGCGUUGUAGCAAACCCUGGGGGUGAUCCAACAGAAACAACUGAUCUGCCGCCUGAGAACACAAGAACGCCAUGCGCCACCAACAGUGACUGCACAGCUAACGCUGCACUCUGUCUCGACGGUUUGAUCAACAUUUGCGUUUGCCUCGAAGGUUUAUGUAUCGCCAACCCUAUUGCGAAUCCCACGGAAACAACCGCUCCUGCGCCAACAGAAACUGCUACGACUUCCUGUAACACUGCCGACGACUGUGCCGCGAAUGCUGGUCUUUGCUUAGACGGUCUCCUCAAUCUUUGCGUCUGUGUCAAUGCCGUUUGUAUACGACCACCAGGCGGUGGCGGUAACAAUGGCGACCCCUGCACUGACGACACUGAUUGUACUGCUGCUGGAGCUGUAUGCCUCGACAGUGGUGUCUGUGGACCUGACCCAGGAAACACACCAACUUCUUGUACUACAGCAGACGACUGUACUGCCAAUGCGGCUCUCUGUCUGGAUGGUCUACUGAACCUCUGCGUUUGUCUUAAUGCUGUCUGUGUACAAGCUGGGAAUGGCGGCGGUGACGGUGAUACUUGUACAGUUGAUGCAGACUGUACUACAGCUGGGUCUAUCUGUCUUGACAGCGGCGUCUGUGGACCUGAUCCAGGCAACAACCCAACUUCAUGCACUACAGCAGACGACUGCACUGCCAACGCCGCUCUCUGUUUAGACGGUCUGUUGAAUCUCUGCGUUUGUCUCAAUGCUGUCUGUGUACAAGCCGGUAACAGCGGCGGGGACGGCGAUACCUGCACAGAUAAUACAGACUGUACUACGGUUGGGUCUGUCUGCCUUGAUAGCGGCGUCUGCGGGCCUGAUCCAGGGAAUAACCCAACUUCCUGUACCACUGCAGAUGAUUGUACGGCAAACGCUGGCCUUUGCCUCAACGGACUUCUCAACAUCUGUGUUUGUCUCAACGCGGUCUGUGUACAGGCCGGAGGUGGCGGCGGAGGUAAUACUGGCGAUGCGUGCACCGGUAACGCUGACUGCACCACUGCAGGAGAUGUAUGCACCAACGGCGUGUGUACCGCAGCAGGAGGCGGAGGCACAGAUGCUUGUGUUGACGCCAACGAUUGUCUCCUCUCAGUCAAUCCCCUUUGCGCUCUUGGUCUUUGUGUCUGCGUUGAUGCAGUCUGCGCCACAUCUCCCGACGUUGACGAGUGUACCUCCAACGCAGGUUGCAGUACUGGAGCUACUUGUCAAAAUGGCGUUUGUGUUGACAACACCGAUUGCACUGGUGCCGCAGAUUGUCUCGCUAAUCUUGAUCUUUGUGUUUUGCCGGGAGUUUGCGCUUGUGUCAAUGGUGUUUGUGGACUUGUUGGUAAUGGACCUGCGCCGGAGUGUGCUGCUGCUGCGGAUUGUCGAACUCUCCCAAGGUGUCGUCUAGGAUUAUGUCUCUGUGUGGCUGGACAAUGCGUUCUUGGGUAA